AAGUACGUUCAGGCAACAUGGUAGAAAUGUGAUGUUGUUAGCACAUGAAAUUACUACAUUGUAAAGGCUGACAGACAUCGCAUUGAAGGAGUCCGUUACACCAAAACGGAUCGAAAUAGUUUUACCUUAAAGAUCCGUUUAUCACACACAUGCGGCUUUGAGUUCGUGGUCAACUAAUGUCUAAAAUCAACACCUGAAAUGUCCAAACCUGCACCGCUUCUCUCACUUCACCAAGCCCUGAGGAAAAGCUUCCAGAGUCUUGAGAACAAUCAGAAAGUAUGGACGAGUGUGUUGGCCGAGUGCAGCCCUCUCAUGGUGUCUCUCGGGAACUUGGCGGAGCAGUCACGAGCGCUUUCCAACGUCCAAAUCUCCAACACACCGCUCAGAGACUUCCCUGACCUGGAGGAGCGGCUGCGUUUCAAGCUCUCGCAAGCUACGGAUACAGUGCUUGGCAAACUCAAUGAGAAGAUGUGUUCUCUCCAGUCUGUCAGAGAUUCUAUCAGUAACCAGGUCUCUGGGGUCUUCCAGCUGUACGAGCAGAACGCAGACAGUCUGGAUCUGCUCACUGUCACCGAGCGCUCGGCCACCAUCCCCUCAGUCUCCGACAUGCUGGAGUGGCUGCAGGAUGCUGAGCGUCACUAUCGACAACAAUUUCUGAGGAGGAAGACUCUGCUGCAGACUCUGAGACCAGAUCAUCUCUCUCUUUUAGAAUCUGCUCCCAAAAGAUGGAAAUCCUUGGAGUCUCCCAGUACAGAAGACCACAUCACAGAUAUACUUUGCAAAGUGUCCUUCUUUAUUGAGUGCCAAUGAUGAGAGCAGAAGCAACAUGAAGGGACUCUGACCACCCUCUGAAUCAGACGGUUUCCCAAACAGGCUGGAAGACAAGAUUGGGAUUGUGAAACGAGUACUGAGAAAACAUACAUAUAUACCUCAGAUAGACGGUAAUGGACUGGAUCAUAUAAAUGUACCUGGACAUGUUCUUGCAGGCUAAAAAGUUUUUUUUUUCAGUGCACUGAUGUGUGUAACUUUUAAAAUUACAUGCACCAAUUUUUUUUUUUACCGGCACCCAAUUUUUUCUUACUGGACCACUGGGUGUAUUAAUCUUCUUUCCCAACACGUCUGCCAUGGCAACUGCUGGAUCCAUAGAAAGAAAUCCAUUGUGGACUGCUGCAGCAUUUUCUUUUUUGUGACAGUUCAAGUAUGACGAUGUUUUAUAAUGUAAUUUGAGCUGACUUAACCUUUUAAUUUUUUCAAAAAAUGUACCGUAAAAUAACUAACUAUAAAAUAAAUACAAUUUAUACAUG
This is a messenger RNA of Epinephelus lanceolatus (giant grouper), 1304 nucleotides long. RefSeq names its product AFG2 interacting ribosome maturation factor (gene airim). Lineage: Eukaryota; Metazoa; Chordata; Actinopteri; Perciformes; Serranidae. The record is from RefSeq and is a predicted model, not a curated record. Gene Ontology annotation, cellular component: cytoplasm; nucleus.